AUGUUCGGCCGACUUGCCGGAAAGAAUGCCAUUGUCACUGGCGCUGCCGGCGGCGUUGGGCUCGAAACUAGUAUUCUGUUCCUCCAGGAGGGUGCUUCCGUCUUGAUGGCCGAUUUGAAUCAGGAGGGCUUGGAGAAAGCCCUCAGCAAGGUCAAAAGCGUCGUCCCAAACCACGACGGUAAAGUCGCCAUCAAGGCUGUCGAUGUAUCGAAGGAGGACCAAGUCGAGGCUGCCGUCAAUGAAGUGGACUCUUGGGGCGGUGUUGAUGUCAUGUUCAAUAAUGCUGGCAUCAUGCACCCCAAGGAUGGUGACGCCGAGGAGUGCCCAGAUAACAUCUGGGACCUGACUAUGAACAUCAACGUGAAGGGAGUAUGGUACGGAUCCAAGCACGCCGUCCGCUCCCUACGCAAACACAACAAGUCCAAAGGCAGCAUCAUCAACACAGCUAGCAUGGUAGCUAUUGUUGGUGCUGCAACACCUCAACUGGCGUACACGGCUAGUAAAGGCGCUGUGUUGGCUCUUACCCGUGAGCUUGCCGUGGUUCAUGCCCGUGAAGGCUUCCGCUUCAACUCCUUGUGCCCUGCACCGCUCAACACUCCUAUGCUACAGGAUUUCCUUGGAACUGACCAACAUAAGCGUCAUCGCCGAGAGGUUCACUUUCCUACCGGCCGCUUCGGCCAGGCCAUUGAGCAAGCUCAAGCCGCCCUAUUCCUCGCUUCAGAUGAGAGCAGCUUCGUUAUCGCUCAUGACUUGGUUGUCGAUGGAGGUUUGACCAAGGCUUACGUCACCGCCGAGGGACCGGCCCAGACUGGACCUCCCAAUCAGGGACAGUAA
Molecule: messenger RNA, 834 nt
Organism: Clonostachys rhizophaga
Lineage: Eukaryota; Fungi; Ascomycota; Sordariomycetes; Hypocreales; Bionectriaceae
Source: the annotation of a GenBank genome assembly